GCGAAAAAAAAAGAAAGUAUUCUCAUUCCAAAGCAAGAUUGGAACCGCAACGACCCACCAACAAUGGCGAUUUGAAUUCCCUUCCAACUCCCAGACUGACUGACUGACUGACUACUCCUGGUCAGAAAUUCACAACAACUUUCCAAUCAACUGCAGUGCCUGCCGCGUUAUAAUCGACUACAUAUACUUGCAAAUCGACGAUCUUGCAAUUUCUCCAUUGAAUUUCACCGUUCCGGUGCGCUCUCCGGUGGAUCGGUGCAAAUAAAUUGCUUAGGAUGGGCGGCGGCGAUUCUGGAGACCGCCGCAGCGCGAGGGAAAUCGUAUGCGAUGCCUCGGCCGGCGCAGCCGCGGGUGCAAUUGCAGCUACAUUUGUUUGUCCAUUGGAUGUGAUCAAGACGAGGCUUCAAGUCUAUGGUUUGCCGGCAAUGCAGUCUUCUGGUCGUGCAGGCAGUGUUAUUCUUGUGAGCCUACAGCAUAUACUCCGGAACGAAGGUGUGAAGGGGCUUUACUGUGGAUUGACGCCAACAUUGGCUGCAUUACUCCCAAAUUGGGCGGUGUAUUUCACAGUUUAUGGACAUCUUAAAGACCUAUUACAUACAUAUGGCAAUACCAAGGGCGAGCUAUCAAUUGCGUCAAAUGCGAUAGCUGCUGCCGGAGCCGGUGCUGCAACAGCGAUUGCUAUAAACCCAUUAUGGGUUGUCAAGACACGACUUCAAACUCAAGGAAUGAGACAAGGCGUGGUUCCUUACAAGAGUAUAUUUUCUGCAUUGAGACGAAUCCUACAUGAAGAAGGAUUUCGAGGCUGGUACAGUGGCCUUCUACCUUCAUUGGCUGGAAUUAGUCACGUCGCCAUCCAGUUCCCUACAUACGAAAGGAUAAAAUUGUACUUAGCCAAGCGAGAAAAUAAAAGAAUCGACGAGCUCAGAACCUGGGAAGUUGCUAUUGCCUCAUCGUUUUCAAAAGUAGUUGCUUCCGUCUCGACUUAUCCUCACGAGGUAAUCCGAUCGAGGCUACAAGAGCAGGGGCAAUUAAGGAAUCCCGACGCUCAUUCACACUACGCAGGCGUCGUCGAUUGCGUCAAGAAAGUGUUCAAAACGGAAGGCGUCCCGGGUUUCUACCGCGGAUGCGCCACAAAUCUCAUGCGAACCACCCCGAAUGCCGUGAUCACGUUCACGAGCUACGAGAUGAUCCACCGAUUCCUGCUGCAUUUGUCGUCGCCGCAGGAGAAGCACCCGGAGCCCCAACCGACACCCGGCAGCGGCGCCGUCGAAUCCCGCCGGGGAAAUGCAGAUAACAGCGGCGCCUUACACCAGAAUGUAAGUCCUUCUAACGACAGAACUCAUUUAAUCCCUUUGGGUAAUAGUGAUCAGCUAACUUCUAACCAUUGAGUAAAAAAAAUUUAAAAAUUUAAAAAAUUACUACUAAAAUAUAUAUUUAUAUACACAUAUUUAUUUGAAUUGAAUAAAAAUUUGCAGCUGGGAGAAAAUCCUUUUUGUUGUAUCUGAUUGUUCUGUUCUGGUCCCGCCAUUAUUCAUUGUGGCCAAUGUUUUUGAGCGAGCCUUUAAAUAUAUAUAUUUUUUUUGUAAUAUUAUUAUAGGACUGUCCAAUAAAAAUAUUAAUUAUUUCUACCGCUAACCGCUAUUAUAUAUAUUGUAUAAUAUAA
Andrographis paniculata is the source of this 1663-nucleotide messenger RNA. Its product is annotated as nicotinamide adenine dinucleotide transporter 1, chloroplastic-like. The transcript has 9 exons. Bases 276 to 1388 code for a protein of 370 amino acids. NCBI's taxonomy places the organism in Eukaryota, Viridiplantae, Streptophyta, Magnoliopsida, Lamiales, Acanthaceae. Gene Ontology annotation, biological process: NAD transmembrane transport. Gene Ontology annotation, molecular function: NAD transmembrane transporter activity. The record is from RefSeq and is a predicted model, not a curated record.